AUGCCCGAAACCCAACACGACCCGAAACUACACCGAGAAAUACUCCAAAGGAUAAAUCUUUGCGAAAAUGCCGAAGAGUUCUCUCCCGCCUUCUCUGUGCUAGUUUCAAUUAAUGGCACCCCCAUUAGCCGUCCUACUGUUUCCGAGGCCCGCUACCUUUCAGACAUCGAGAAUGGCUCACUUCACAUGAGUGCUAGUUUCCGCCCGGCCACUCACGAUUAUAGCACUUUCCACAUUUCGUGCUACGCCUAUGGUUUCGGCAUUGAUGAAACCCGCCUCGGCAGUUUGACUGUCUUCGCGCGCGAAUUUUCUUCAGUGUCGUGUGAAAAGCACCCCGAGCCGGACAAGUCUCUUGAGGAGUACUGUUCUGGUGCCAAACCCGCAUCUGAUCCUGUCGUGGUUACCCUCAAGGCAAAGACUGCUCAGUUUCGUCUACCGCGAGGCAUCCUGAACAAGUUGACCACCCUGAGUGCCACACGCGCUUCCAAGCAACUCCGAACUAUUCGUGACGAGCUUAGCAAGAACACCGUUGAGAUCAAGUUGCUUGUGCCUGGGUACAAACACAUGUUUGCCGAGAAGUUUACCGACAUCAUCGAAAAGUUCCAGAAGUUAGAUGCCGAAGAUGACCCCCUCAGAACCUACUUCGAGCAUGCUCCCGAGGCGAAGACAUUUUGUGUAGGCCAUACUCCUAAGCCUGGCAGCGAAGAAUUUCCACGUCCGCAGGACAUUCAGCUCGUGCACUUUGCCAACGCUGAACAGCACCUAAUCCACAACAUUUGCAGUGUUAUUUGGGAGCAGUUCAUCCUGGACAACGCCGCUGACCGGAUGCUCAAAAACACGUUCGAGGCAAUUAUCGUCCCUCUCCCCGAAAAGGACACGGACGCGCUCAUUGUCAAGGCUGGUGGUCAAAUGGAUUUGUUUCCUCAAGUUGGCGAGACUUGCACUGUCAAUAUUCCCAAGGCUGUUUUCAAAUUUCGGCCAGCGCCCGUGGGUCAUACUGCGGCUUUCGAAAGUUUUUCCCAACCUCUCUUGUCGUCAUUCUCACAGAAGGUACCACUUGAGUAUCUCAAUAAGAAUUGCUCGCAAUAUGAUGAGGACGACGAAGGGUAUGCUGUCGAGGAUUCACAAAAGUCAUUCAGAGGUAGCGUUGCCGACGCAAUCCCCUUGGAACUUCCACGUGAGUAUCAAGUGAUCUGCAUCAAACGUCCCAGACGCUUCAAUGUCACUCUCCCUUACGCCAAAUUGAAAGAAUCCGAGUCGUUACCACAAUACUUAUCUCGUAUUGGAUGGGCUGAUUGGGAGAAGAUCACACUUCAGACAGACGUGUCAGACAAGAUCCUCAGAGCGCAGUCUCUUGCAAUGAACUCUCUGAAGUACCCUACUUCCGCCCAGCCCUUUAUACCUUCUGAUCAAAGCCAAGAAGCAUAUAACUACCUGCUUAAUUUUGAUCGAAGUAACGCAAAGGUAGUCAAUCUCUUGCAAGAACUUCCUGGCGUUGACAAUGUUGUCACCAACAAGGCUGGACCCCCCUCCAUCCAAGCUGUCUUUGACAAGUUGCCCUUACAGAUGAAGAGAUGUCUCACUGACAUGAGCGAGUCAUUUGCCAGACUGCACUUUAUUUCAGGUGUCGCUGGAUCCGGCAAGUCGUACCUCAUGGAGACCCUCAUGCUUUUUACAAUGUUCGGCGACGGCGACGAAAACCGACCCAAGCGCAAGAUUCUGUACAUCUUGAACAACAACGUUCAGGUCGAAAUGUUCUGUCAACGUUUGACUAGAACUUUUGAAGACUGGGGAUUCUCUGCUGAUGGUGCAAUGCCCAUGCCAAACAUCAUGCGCCUGUACCCUUUUGCCAGCGAGUUGCGAUCUGCCGAAAGCUCGUUUAACCCCAAGGAAGAAGAGAUCGAGGCCGAAGAUAUGGCAAAAGAACUUCGCAUGAUAGAGUCCCUCCAAGCUACGUGUGCCAACAUCCUUGCAUGUGACUCAGCAGCCAAGCUGGCAAGGAAUGCAAAUCGCGACAAGUCUUUGCAUCAGUUCGGUAUUCGUCACAUGGAGCAGGAUCUAGAACGCUAUCGAUACAUGAACGAAUCUAUCAAUCGCAUCAGGAAGGGAAAGUUGCUUAACGAAGAAGAGCGUACCUUUUUCAGACAGGAGUUGAAAACUUUGUACCGCGAUGCAAUCACCGACUUCUCUGGUAUUGUGGUCACAACCGCUGUUGGAGCUACCCCUGUCCCAGUACGAGAACAACUCAACCCUGACCUUGUUAUCAUCGAUGAGGCAGCAAACAUGGACGAGCCGACACUUCUGAUACCUAUCUGCCAUUACUCGCCCAAGGCAUUUGUCAUCACUGGCGACAUCGCGCAGAAACCUCCCCACCUGACUAUGGAACACGAUCUCGGACCUGGGAAGAUCUCAUCCCAUCCGUUUGUGAUUCAGAAGCAAGUGUCGACUAUGCUGCGCGUUGUUGAGGGUGGCGCGAAGCACUCAAAAUUGAACGCGAACAUGCGUGCCCAUGGCAACGUUGCAGUUCCCGUCAAUCAUCUGUUCUACAACGACAUCAUGCAAACAACCCACGGAUGGACGGACAUGAGUUCAUUGGAAGCUAUCAUCGCCUGGUACACCGAGAAGGUCAACAAGCAACACCCCCAUGACCAGUUAUUUGCUCAGGUGGAGUUUACCCACGCUAGAGUAACUCAGCGAUCGUCUUCAAAGGUCAAUGUUACACAUGCAAAAUGGAUCAUUCAGCAAGCCUUGUCGCUCGUCCAGUCGGGCCUUACAGGCGUUGGCAAGAAUUCCGGAAAGCCACUGACCGUUCUAGUCGUUGCAGCAUACAAGCAACAAGUAUGUGAGCUCAGGCAAAUGCUCUUGGACAAGACACGCGAACUCAACCUGAAUGCCGUUGAUGUCAAUCGAAUUCAACUGAGAACAAUUGACAAUGCACAAGGCGAUGAAGCUGACUUUGUCUUCUACGAUAUGGUCACAACAUCUACACCGGCGUUUGUUGCAGAAGACUUCCGCUGCACACUUGGCUUAAGUCGGUCCACAGCUUUCCUUGUCGUUCUUGCGAACCGCGGGAACUUUAUCGGACAUGAGAAGAACGAAAUCACGCGAGGUCGUGCUCAAGACCUCGCCAGGGUCUACAUGUUCUUUGCCCAACACGGUGUCAAUAAGCGCUUCAAAUCGUGCAAGAAGUGUGAGACUCAUGAUCACACCGCCGAUGAUUGCACCGCCGAUGACAUCAACAUGUCUGACAAGGUAUGCGAGCGAACGUCUUGUGGCGACAAGGGUCACACUGCUGCAUUUUGUCCGAAACGUUUUUGUGGCAAUUGUGCAGAGAUCAACCACACCUCUGGCGAGUGCCCUCUCGAACAUUUCUUAUGUUCUGCAUGUGGACGAAAGGGCCACCAUUUCUUCAACUGCACCACAUCCGCCGACACCCAGUGGUGCACCAAAUGCAAAACGCGUGGACACACACAUUUCCGGUGCCCUGAGACUCGUGAACACAGUCAGCCAGACGAAUUCCGGUUCAAGUGCCACAACUGUGAUAAGCAAGGCCACAAGGCAGCUGAUUGCACUGAACCUCCAAAGACUGAAAAUCGCAAGUGCUUCAAUUGCGGCGAAUACGGUCACAUGAAGUCUAAUUGCCCAGAGCGUCAGUGUCAUUUUUGUGGAGAUAAAGAUCAUCUCAAAAAAGAUUGUCCUCAUGAACGAUGCAAUCGCUGCUUCCAACUCGGCCACCUUGCUCCGACUUGCAAAAACCCGCCCACCCAAUGUACAAAGUGCGGCGGUCCUCACUUGGAGCAAUGCUGCCGAGGAAAGGCGUCCUCCAAGAAACGCAGUGAGCGCAAAGAGCGCAAGGAUGAGAAAAAUAUCAUGUCCGAAUCUGCCUUUCGCGAGAUGAAACUCCGAUACCUCAAACGCAGUUCUACUUCUAGUGCUGUUCAAAGAUUGAAUGCGCUAUUUCAUGGAGAUGAUGGCCAAGAGGAUUGGGGUGCUGCACCAAGCGGUGAUCAGAACAAUGGCCAAGACGUCUGGGGUACUGGAAAGAAGGGUGAUCAGAAGGAUGACCAAGGCUGUGGGGAUGGUUCUGCACAAAGCGGUGACCAAGCCGUCUAUUGGGCAAUUGUCGACGAUGACGCUUGGUAA
This is a messenger RNA of Fusarium pseudograminearum CS3096, 4143 nucleotides long. RefSeq lists its product as uncharacterized. The record is from RefSeq and is a predicted model, not a curated record. Lineage: Eukaryota; Fungi; Ascomycota; Sordariomycetes; Hypocreales; Nectriaceae. The transcript has 2 exons. Gene Ontology annotation, molecular function: 5'-3' DNA helicase activity; zinc ion binding; nucleic acid binding. Bases 1 to 4143 code for a protein of 1380 amino acids.